Messenger RNA from Girardinichthys multiradiatus, 9469 nucleotides. RefSeq names its product homeobox-containing protein 1-like. Gene Ontology annotation, molecular function: double-stranded telomeric DNA binding. Lineage: Eukaryota; Metazoa; Chordata; Actinopteri; Cyprinodontiformes; Goodeidae. The transcript is spliced from 10 exons. The coding region runs from base 178 to 1701 and encodes 507 amino acids. Gene Ontology annotation, biological process: positive regulation of DNA-templated transcription. Gene Ontology annotation, cellular component: nucleus. The record is from RefSeq and is a predicted model, not a curated record.
AACAUGGCGUCUGUCUGCCGGACAAAAGGCGAAUCUGUCUGACGGCGGAUUGAAACCCAAUUAGAAGAAGGGGGAGACAUUUUGGGAAAACUGUAACAGUCCCCGAGUCUCUGCGCUCCGAGGCGGCAGAUAUAUGAUCAACCUAACAUCUGUGGAGGCUCUCGGACUGGAAUAAGGAUGUUCCAGCAGAGUGAGGAGCCUCGCUUCACCAUUGAACAGAUCGAUCUCCUCCAGAGGCUUCGACGGACCGGUAUUUCUCAGGUGGAGGUUCUUCACGCCCUGGACACUCUCGAUCAUCUGGACCGACAAAAUGGCCACAAGCAGACCCGUAAAGCUUCCUACCUGCCACCCUCGUCUUCCUUGUCUUCCUCCAACUCCGUCUGCGCCUCGUCCUCCACGACUUCCACCUCCACUCAGACAGUUUUUCCAGACAACCGAGUCUCACUGUCACCCGGCAACAACUUGGACAUCACCUCCCCGCCUCUGCCGGUCCCUUUAGCCUCGCCGGUUGUUGUCCAGAACGGGCUCACCGCUGUCGCCAACGGGAAGCUUUCUCCGCCUCGGUUUCCUCUGGCUGUGGUUGGUGGCAGUGUGAUGGCACCAGCUUUUGGGUUUGAGGCCAGCGAAGAAGACUUGGAUCUGGAUGAUAAAGUGGAGUUCUUAAUGAGGAGGGACAGCAGCGUGAUCAAAGAGGAGAUCAAGUCCUUCCUGGCGAACAGACGGAUCUCCCAGGCUGUGGUCGCUCAGGUAACAGGGAUCAGUCAGAGUCGGAUCUCCCACUGGCUCCUGCAGCAGGGAUCGGACCUCAGUGAGCAGAAGAAACGGGCCUUUUUUCGCUGGUACCAGCUGGAGAAAACAAACCCUGGCGCCACCAUGGCCAUGCGAGCUGCCCCAUUGGCUCUGGAGGAUGUGAUGGACUGGCACCAAACCCCGCCCCCAUUUGCCUCCGCCCCCGGGGGCUUCCGUCUGAGACGAGGCAGCAGGUUCACCUGGAGGAAGGAGUGUCUGGCUGUGAUGGAGAGCUUCUUCACUGAUAAUCAGUAUCCUGAUGAAGCGAAGAGGGAGGAGAUAGCCACCGCCUGCAAUGCUGUCAUUCAGAAACCAGGAAAGAAGUUGUCUGAUUUGGAGAGAGUAACGUCUCUGAAGGUCUACAACUGGUUCGCCAACCGCCGUAAAGACAUCAAGAGGCGUGCCAACAUAGAAGCAGCCAUCUUGGAAAGCCAUGGCAUCGAGGUUGAGAGUCCAGGAGGUCAGUCCAACGGUGAUGAAGUGGAUGGCAAUGAUUUUCCUGACCAGGGCUGUGAUGUGUCCCUAUUUGACAAGAGAUCAUCAGCCAGGCAGUUUGCUUUUAGUCGAGCUGACCUGUCCUCUCCAACCCAGGUUCCGCCGCAGCUCCCCAGCUGGUUUUCUGCCCUGGCUAGGGGAGGCACAUCCGGACAGAGGAGCGCUUCACAGAUUGGCCGCUCCCUCAUGUCAGGGUCAGGCUCUCAGGCAGAAGGAUCCAGACUGACGGGUGUGUCCUGGUCCCCCUCGUCCCCAACCCUCCAGGAUGAAUCCGGCCUCCAUAGCGUGUUGUCCGAACCCCAGGACCUGGUGACUUCGGGGAAGACGGCAGCCAGUCGCAGCAGCCCAGCCUCAGCCAAUCAGGCGGAUGGAGCAGGAUGCAGCGUGGGGAAUCAGAUCAAGAUAGAGGAUGACUGACGGGACCAGCGGAUGCUGGAGCAGGUGUCAUUAUAUGCAAGCAGAUUUUAUAGGAAUGUUAUAAGUGAACAAAAAGACCAAACGUUGUGUAAACUCCAACCCUGAGAUACCUCCCAACCCUACCUCCAACCACCAACCUACUCUGCUACACUCGUAUAGCUGUUAAUAGUGUAAUAUGAUGAUAAUGACAAACCUUUAUACGUGAGUUGUCUCUGGUAAUCUGUGGAAGAUUCAAAUAUUGUAUUUUAAUACAAUGCCUAGAAAGAAAGUUCACUACUUCAACCUUCAGUUCUGACACUCCCAGGGAAACAGCUGGAAUAGUCACAGACGAUUUCCUUGCUGAUUUCUUUUAUAUCGAGAUGGUUUGAAUCUUCCACGGAUGGCUGUCAAACAGGACAUGAAGCUUUGUGCAGGUUUCCAUAGAGACUGUAUCGCUUACAGCAGGGCUACGCUGUAUUUGGCUUGGGAAUCAAAUGCUUUCAGGGUCUUGCACUGUGAUCUCAACUGAACAGCCUCAGUAUAUAGGAUUAUGAAAAAUGAGCUUCAUGUUUUAAAUUUUUCUUUUGCUGAAUCUUUUAAGGCGUCAUCGUCUCAUUUCACGGCAGAUUUCUGGCAGAUGAAUCUGUGAAGGCGAAGAAUACGCUGGAGGUCACAACAUUUCUUUGAGCUGAAGAUGAAUAUAAAAAAUUAUCUUCAAAGAGGCAGAACCAGAAUAAUCGCCCCACAGAAUAAGCUUAAUAUAUAAUAGCUAAAAUACCUGUAAAAUAUAGGUAUGAAAUUGAUAGAACAUCAUAGUUUCUAUAACUUGGCAAUAUAUUCUUACCCCUUGAACCUUUUUACAUUUUGUCACAUUACAACCACUGACUUUAAUGUAUUUUAUUGGUGGUUUUCAGUGAUAGACUAAAAUAAAAUCCAGGGCCUUCUGAAGACACCUAGUUGGUAAAUAAAGAUGACUGUGGUGUGAAUCCAUGGUGUUCGCUGAAGGCCUUAGAGGUUUCUUAGAGAAGAUUAGUGAACAAACAGCAUCAUGAAGACCAAGGAACACAGCAGACAGACUGUGAAGAUGUUUAAAGCACAGUUAGUCUUGACAGGUCGUUCAUCAUCAGAAACUAGAGGUGUAGCAAGAAGAAAGCCAUUGUUGGAGGAAAGACGUCUUGCCCGUCACAGUCCAUGUAGAGAAGAUAUGGCAAACCUCUGGAAGAAGGUGAUCCGGCCAGAUCAGACCAAAUUUGAACUUUCUGGUCUUCAUGCAAAAUGCUGUGUGGUGGAGAACUAACACUGCACUCUGAACGCACCAUCUCUAAUGUAAAAGACUGAAACAUGGUAGUGGCGGUAUCAUCCUCUGGGGAUCCAGCGGGGCCAGGGAAGUUGAUCAGAGCUGGCCAGAACACUCCUCAUUCUCGGUCUAUCCCAUAAAAUGCCGAUUAAAUACGCUGAGGUUUGUGGCUUUAACCAACAAAAUGUAGAUGUUCAAGGGAUGUGAAUACUUUUGCAAGGCACUGCAUAAAAUGUAGCCGGUGCUAAAUACUGGCUGUCAAAGUCUUCAACAUUUCUUAACUGACUGCACUGAAACAUUUGACUUUAUGUUCUAUGUUCAGAUUCAGUGCUUAGGGAUUUUAAUUUUCUUCAUUCUGAGAGACUCUAAGGUUAUUUUUAAUGCACUGCUUCAACAUGCCCACCAGAAUUUAAACUGCAUAAAAUCAGCUGCUUGGUAAGCAAAGCGGAUUAUUUGAACACUAUAAAUUUACUGGUAUUUAUGACAUUGAUAGAAAACCUAACUAUUCACUUCUUAGAUUUUAUUGAGAUUCAAUGGAAGCCAAAACUACACGUUUGUAUAUAAUAUAGCCAUGAUUUCAGUUUGAUUGGUUAUUAUUUAUUCAUUUGUAUCCAGAAGUGAUUGAUCACUGUGAGAUCUGCCUUUUAAAAGAAAUGAGUCGGUCAGGAUGGAUUCAGCCAGUUUAGAAACUAUAAAUGAAAGUGUGCUGAAGACAUACAGUCAUGGUAAAAAGACAAAAGCAUGCUCUCCUUCAGUCUGAAGGUUUCACAACCUCUACUUUUUACCACGUCUGUACAUAUACUAUGUAAGUGUGCACACACCCAUAUGGUAAACUAUAUGUAACAUUAUAUAAACAUAUAAGCAUCUAUUGAGAGGAACUAUCAGCCUGAGUGAAUAUUGUUGUUGAAAGGUGAGUGGAACAUUAGCCAAAGUAUUGAGUUUUAUUAUUUGUGUAUUUUUUUAAGUGUGUUAUAGUCACGGAUGGCUCUAAAAAACCUGAGAUAUAUAUGCUCAUCAACGUCACAUCAGAUGUGCCAAAUAAUCACAGGGGAAUUACGUCAUCUUUCUUUUUUUUUUGUUUUAGGUAUAUCUGUGCUUCCUCUGGAUAUGCCAUGUGUUUUAAACACAUACUGCCACACGUUAGUUGUAUUUUUUGGUAUCAGUGAUACUUUAUUGAAUACCAUGGAGCUUAGAGUCCCGGCUGUUCGUAACUUCUAAUUAUCACGUUGAGUAACUGAUAGACCAGAGCAGGAGCAGCAGCAGCAGGAGGGGAAAACACUAGUUGGGAAAACUCUCUUUCACAGAUAAUAAAUAGUAUCAAACCAACUUCACUGACAAGCUUUCUUCAGUUCUUAGGAACACAAAGAUUUAAAAUAAAUUAUAAAUGCAAAAUAAUAUCUGAAUGUACAACCAUUGUAGAAAUUGAUCAUGUUUUUUUAGAUUUUUAUCAAACAUCUAGUCCAUUUGUUCUGAAUAUACAGACUACUUUGCAGUUUAAAACCCAAAUCAUUUAAAACAUUUAAAUUCUCCUGCAUGUUAUUUUAUGACCACUAGAGGGCAGUUAUAUUGCAGUUUUCAUGGGUGAUGCCCAAUGGGGGCCAGGAGAAUUCCACUAUGGUUUCAUGGUAUAAAGGUGUCUGAAAAUAAUAUCGUUAAUAAUAAUAAUAAUACAACUCAUCAACACAGUAACUGUUUCUCUCUGAAAUGUUCAUAAAACAUUUUAGAGAUCUAAGACUGUGGCCAGAGGAAGAGGUGGCCUCUGCUCUUUGGUUACUGCCCUGGUUAGCUGUUAAUGUUUCAGCAAGUUGUUAAUGGUGAUCAAGCUUGCAAACUGAUACUUUGUAUAAAUCCAUCAGACACUAAGACAAUAACAUUACUGACUCAGAGUCAUGGCUCAGCCCAGAUCUUGUAGGAUUUCCACUCAUAAAGGGACGUUUUCAGACGUCAGUCUUCUUGCCAGUGAGAAAGGAAACUUCAAGCUCCAAUACAACAAAAACAAAAGGCCGUCAGCGAUUGUGGUGACUGUAGAUUACCAUUUUAUAAUUAUUUCGAAAAAGCCCUAAAUAUUGCUAUAGCACACAGACUAGGCUCACUUACAUCGUUUUUUUGGAGCACUUUGGUGGUUAGUAAAUAACUUGGUGCUGUACCGCCCCCUUGUGGUAGCAAAAUUGGUGAGGAAAAAAAGGGGAGAAAUGUGUACCACUGUUUCAUUAUAUUAAGUUUAUUGCAUAUUUCUUUCUGCCAGCAUUAAGUGAGAACUUAUAUCAAGCUUUCCAGUCUAACCCUUUUAGCUCGCUGUGCUACAGCUGUGUGAUCCAAGCAGUGCUGGUACAUUCACGCAGAGAGACGUCAGAGCCUUGGCUUUCACUCUCUGCUACAUGUUUGGCAGGAUUUAUUCAGUGUAGUUUCCUUUUAAACUGAGAGCUUUACCUUGCUGUGAAUCUGUUUCUCAGAAACCUGAGAUGAGCCAAAAGAGGCUCCAGACAUGAGCACUUUACGGACUACAUAUAAUAACCUGAGGAAGCUCACCGUCAGUGUUAUGCAUUGACAUUUGUUCUAAAGGCACUAGGUGUGGCUCUGACAUGAGGUUCGUAGGGAAACCACCAGCACUGUAAGUAUCCAUGUAUGCAUGCAGCAGGACCGUUGGUUGUGAACACCUCUGAGUUCUUACCUUGGUCAUCUAGGUGGAUUUUAAAGCACUGCACAGUGAAACAAACCCUAAAACCUUCCUACAGUGCUGUGUAUGAACAUGCUCAUGGUUUUGUUACUAAUCACAAAUACCUAAAGUGAAUGGAAGUCACUACUUAAGCAUUAAAUGAUGGUCUAAGAGUGAGCUACUGCUGUAGGUAGAUUAAGUAUUACUCCUAGUUCUGCUCUGUGUGCCAUGCUGUUCAGCAGCAAACAGCCUUGUUCUUCCAGAAGGGGCAUGCUAGUAAAAACAUACAUUCACUACUAUCACCAAUCAUCAUUUGAAAGGGAAAACAUUUCAGAAAUGUUCAUCUAGGACAAUUGUAGAACAAGUUUCAUUUAGCAUACAACUUUCUCAGAAUGGAAACCAAAAAUGUUUCAGAUAAUUCAACCGUAACCUCAUGCAAAGUAAAGUUUGCACAGAAUUAAGUCGAUUCUCCCAGUGAAAACAAAUCCAAAUAAAUAGGCUAUAAAAUGUUUUACUGUUACCCUCCUGGUUUGACACUGUUUGAUCUCUAGGUGGCGCUUGUGUCUUUAACUUCCUGCAUGUCAGUAUUACCAGCCAUUCUCGCAUUAGUUUGGUGUGGUCGGCUUCAACAGCUUAAUCUACUCCCGUUCUGCCAUGGCUCUUAGCAAGAAUCAAUAAAGACACAUGGUCGCCCUCUGCUGGAUGCGAGUGGGGAUUGCGUGUGACUAACGUGUUCUACAUCUGACUGCAUUUGCCAAUGAGUGUCUUCUGUAAUGUUACGGUUCGUCACUAAUAGAUUUAAUAUUUCGCCCCUAACAGGCAAAGUAAGAGUGAAGAGAAAACCCAGCAGGCUGUGUGCUCAUCAUUUGGCAGUCAGCUAAAAAGGCAUGAAAGUCAGAAUACUAAUUUUUGGUUAGAUAUCUACUUGGUUCCUAUUUUUAUUUUUAUGGGGGCUCCAAAUUGUUCCUGACCUUUAAAAAGUUGAAUAUCAGCUACCGUGGGGAUAAUCAUCGUCCUCUGUGUACCAAGGGAUGGUUUAAUACGCUGUCCUAAGGAGCAGCAGAACCGUUGUGUUUUACCUGAAAAUGAUAGAGGACAAUUGAUGUAAAAGGCUAACAGAGAGCAAAAUGCUAAGUGAUGCAAUGAAUUAUGCUUCAUAACACCUUACAUAAUUCAGUAAGAAGUUAUAAAAAUAUACCCCUAGUUGAUAACUGGAAUGUUAACUUAAGAGUCGUGAAUAAUAAGCCAUGACCUGGAACAACUUCAUCAACUGGGAGCUAGGGCGCAGCGUUGGUGGUGUAGGGAUUUAGCACGCGACCACAUAUAGAGGCUAUAGUCCUCAAAGCGGCCGUCCCGGGUUCGAGUACCUGACCUGGCGACCUUUGCCGAAUGUCUCCCCCUCUCUUUGCCCCUCCUUCCUGUCUGCCUUCUAUCAAAAAUAAAGGCCUCUAGUGCCAAAACAAUUCUAGAAAUAACAAAAACUGGGAGCUAAACCAGUUUGCGUGGGAGAAAAAAAUGCUUCUUUCUGUUUAGUGGGGCUGAAACAAUCGAUUAUUGAAAUAAUUGUCAGCUAAUUUAGUAAUGGAAUAAUUGUAGCAAUCGUAAUAACUGGAGUAUACAGACACUCAGAGCAGUAAUUAAACCAGAAUUGUACAAAAAUAUAUACAUUUGCAUUUAAGAUGAAAAAGCUUUGUUUGUAAAUAUGCUCUAUCCAGAACUCCUCAAGUGGCAUCGUUUAGCUUCACCUGAUUCAAAUCCUGUAAAAAAUGUUCCUAUUAAGCACCUUUUGCUAUCUGGUUAUUAAUCGAUUAAUCUUUCGACUAUUUUUCCGAUUAGCAAAAAAAUUGUCAGUUGCAGCCCUCCUGCUUAGAGAUACAACGAUUAAUCAGGCAGAGAUCGGAACCUGCCAAUUUUUCCUCCAUUGGCUUUGAAUGCACUUUUUGUGUUUAGCAAAAAUCAGAUAAAGGUUAUAGGCCGUGUCUUUAAAUAAAUAAUGAAUGCUCUUAUAAUUUCUUCAUUUUAUGUUCAAUCGAAAUGGCAACCUCUAUCAAAGAACCUUCAGUACAUUUUUGUCUUAUGAGUUGUAGCCUUUUGACAAAAAUAAAAUCAGAAUCAGUUCAAGUUGAAAUCGGCAGGUCAGACCGAAAUAAAAACUGGAAAUUAGUGCAUUUCUAGUUUUGAACAAGUCUUAAUUUUCUAUUGCAAUUAUCAGGUGUUCUAAGUUUCAGAUUGAUGAGGACCUCUAUAAUGGCUGUAUAUUCAUAAAAGGUCAUUAUUUUUCAGCAGGUGCUGCACAGGCUAGCUUCUUAGCUUAGAGUUAAAACUAGACAAAGAUGCCUCAGCUGCUCCCCUUCAGCUAUAAGCUACACCCCCACCCCCCCGCCCCGUUCCUCCGCUGCUGCUUCCAGGUUUUAGGCUCUCAAAGGAAAAAAACGGAUCAGAGAACAGCCUCACUGUCAACACACUGUGAUGAAGUUCUUCAAAAAAAGAUAAAUGAUGUGAGGGAAACUGCUUCUUAAACUAGAUUCAGUGAAUAUAAAAGCUAGACAUAAAGGGUAGUUCCACUCCAGAAAGGCUCAAUAAGUUCAUGUGUUCACCAUAAAAUGUUCAGAUCCUUCCUAAUUUGGGGAAUUCAAGCCGAAUCUUCAGUGUUUUUGUGAUGGAAUGUUUCCAUUUUUGUGGCAGCAGAGCUGUCUGUGUCUUUGCUUUAAGCUUCAGUGGCAUUAUCAGUUAUGUAGCUCUGUCAUCUUUUUAAAUUAUUUACACCAAAAACUUUAAAUCUGCCUAGCAGAAACCUUUGUGAAAGGGAGCUAUACGUUAGUUUAGAGAAUCUACUGUGAUGAGAUUAUUUCAGAGAUUAAAUUAUUUCAUCUGCUGCCUUCGUGGUAGAUUUACUGGGUCUGGUGUUGCCAUUUUGAAAUUAUUUAAAACGAACAUUGCAGAGGAAGAGGAGAGGACUGUGCGAAAGGGAUCUAAAGAAAUGUAUUUUAAAAUCAGAUCUUUCCUUUUUUUUUUUUUUUUCUUGCUCAUUAUGUUAAAAACAAGUGGGCCACAGGAAUAUGAAAUCAUGUUGUCAGGAGUCAUUCAUUCAGGACACAUGAGGACAAAUCACUGAUUUAUUUGCCAGUAUUUGAAAUAAGCUAAACCUUCCCCUCUCCUCCAGUUUCACACCGGCAGCCUUGAUCUCUUCUGUUGUUCUUGUCCUCUUAAUUUAGGUUCUGUUUGUGUCCUGAUUACCUCUUUUUGUGUCAGAACAUGUGAUGUUGUCACUCGCAGAUAUUGUGAAAAAAAAAAAACCAGUACCACAGAAGUUUUGCUCUUCCAGGUCUGUCUGAUUUGUAUCUGUGUCGAGUCUCAUUUGUCUGAAUGCAGUUUAACGCCUGCCUUCAAUCAUGUGUAUUUCUGAUUAUUGCUUAGAUGAAACUGUUUUGUAUAUCUUUCAUGCAGUUGCCAUUUACUGUAUACUCUCCAGCCUUAAUAUUCUCAUCAGCCAGGGACUGGAAACGCUACUUUAAAACCAACACCUUUUCUAGCAGUCUAAGAAUUAUGGUUGGUCCAUCAUUCUGGCAAUAAACUCUUCAAUAAAUCUCUGUAAAACAAACCUCAACUGGAUGGAUGUUGGAUCAGUUCUUGUUUUUUAAAUCCCCUCCUUCAUUUCUGUUUCAAGAUUUAGUGCCUUUUUUGGACAAGUAGACUGUUGUGUAAUUGCUAUGUAGAUUUUCUACAUAUGCCUUUUGUUACUUUUUCAUCUGUUCGAUAAACCUUGAUUUGUUAUUUUUAAGGUGUGUUUUUAUCAAUAUUCUAUUUACAAGGGAAUAAAAGCUGAUCAGACUCUA